Stegastes partitus (bicolor damselfish) is the source of this 3972-nucleotide messenger RNA. RefSeq lists its product as uncharacterized. Bases 1 to 3759 code for a protein of 1252 amino acids. The transcript is spliced from 18 exons. Gene Ontology annotation, molecular function: actin filament binding. The record is from RefSeq and is a predicted model, not a curated record. Gene Ontology annotation, biological process: positive regulation of substrate adhesion-dependent cell spreading. Gene Ontology annotation, cellular component: actin cytoskeleton. Lineage: Eukaryota; Metazoa; Chordata; Actinopteri; Pomacentridae.
AUGGCGCCCCCUGCUGAAGAUUAUUACUGCCGCCAGUUCAAGCCCAACUCCUUUGACCCCUCACGCUGCAGCUCCUGUCUGCGACCAGAUCACAUGCACCUGAGCUGCCCCACUGCAGCUACUACGCAACAGGAAGAUCAACAGGAGUGGGAUGCAGAUGACGAUUAUCGCACCCCGUCUGAGGUGACCACAAGUGCCAGUAGUGAUGACGUCAGUGGCAGUUGGACCUACGAGUGGAGUCUGGUACACCGCCUGAGUCCUGAGUGGGAACUUAAUAUCGGUGACACUGACAUACAAUCCAGCUCUCCAAAUCAGUCGGACUGUUCAGAAAGGGGCAGAUCCCUCAGCUCAGACUGUGUGGCCCAAAGAGAAAUGACACGACUGGACCCCUCUCCUCCCCAAGGCACUGAAAGCUCCUGGAUGGAUGAAAGAAGGGGAAGAGACAGGUCUCGCCGGCCGUCAGAGUCCAGAGGAGACAGGGGUCAGGAGAGCGGCUACUUCUCUCCAGACAGAAGAGGUGACGGUGAGCGGCAGGCGGAGGAGGUCAACAAACGUCCACAUCGUUACUACGAGAGAGGACAUCCCCUCCCAAGCAACUAUGUUCUUGAGCCCAAAGCCUGCGUCCCCUACAGGAACGUCAGCCUCGGAUUGCCCUCCCAGAGAAGAAACCCAGAGACGUACAUGCAGGAAACUUGGAGAAGUGAAUCCCCUCAGAGGUACACAUAUCACUCUAACUUUAGACGAGGAGCUAACUCAGAGAGAAAUUCUCCAACCCGUCACAGCUCUGUGAGUCCUAACCGCUACAAGAUGACUGACACACCUGCAGGACCUCGGAGAGGAAGCUCCCUCUCUAGGAGUCAGGCUCAGUCUCAUGCCUCAUCUCAUGGUUCCUCUCAGCUUCUAUCACAUGGCCCUUCUCGCCAUACAUCAGGCAGGUCCAGUCCGUCUCGCAGGUGGGGGUCCGUCACUUCUCGCACCGGCUCCCCCUCUAGGGCCACCCCUUCACAUAGACGCACAGACUCUUUACUUUUACAGAAUGGUGAUUAUGAUGCUCAAAAGGGAUGCAGCCGAGAGUCAAGGAGUCCAUCACAAGCUUCAAACAAGCACAGUUUGGACUCUGAGAAGUUGUAUAGAAAUCUGGAGUCUAUCUCCCGCCGUGGUUCCUCAGCUGUUCAGCAAAACUCACAUGAAGGAUCUCAAGCAUCACUGCGAACCAGAACAUCUGUCAACAGCUUGGCCAACACUCAAACUCGCAGCAGCCGUGAAGUAUCCCCAUCCAGGAACGGCUACAGCACCCCCAGCCACACCCCACAGAAGGAGCCCUACUCCAGAGACAGUAGACUGAGUCCUUGCCAAGGCUCCUGGCAGGGGUCCGCUCACUCUUUGCUCAGCCUCCCAGCUUCACCUGGUUCCCCUUCAUUGAGGCGGGUUGCAAACUCUCAGCUCCUUGGCGGAUCUCUGUCACAUGCUGCAAUCACAGAAACUGAUAAGGGCAGUGAGGAGAACAAUAUGGUCAGCAGUGACAGAAGCAGGAGCAACAUAAGGCGAGGCAUGGAGGCCCUGCUGAUCCCUGAAUCCAAAAAGGCUGCAGUAGAGGUUGAGGAGGUGAUGAUGACCAUGGAGGACUACAUAAUGCUGGCUGACAUCCCGACAAUCCAGCUGGAGUCAGAAGAAGAGUUUCCAGGACUGAGGCGAAGGAACCAGAGUCCCAGUCCAUGCAGGGAUCAGAGACUCAGGACAAACAGGUAUCAAGAUGAAACUGACAUCUACAGUUCAAGACUUGAGCCAGACGACAGGGGGAGACACAGAGAAAGAGGAAGAGACAGACGAGAGAAAUGUCGGGACUCUGAGAACGGAAGAUUAUCUCGAAGACAGUCAACAUCAUCUCUUCAUGCACAGACCUCAGCUAACCAAAGUGAGAAACACAGAUCUUCCAGGAUAAAGGAGCGAGUUCCUCUUGAACGCCCGCAGACUCAGGGAUGGAUUUCCAGACUGGAUGAACAUGGCAAGUGGAGGAAACACUGGUUUGUUCUGAGUGAUACUUGGCUGAGGUUCUACAGAGACUCAGAGGCUGAGGAGUCUGAUGAUGUGGAUGGAGAGAUCGACCUGACGUCCUGUGUGAAUGUGUCAGAGUGUGACGUUGAGAAGAACUAUGGACUCCAAAUACAAACAAAAAGAGCAGUGUUCACUCUCUCUGCUAUGACGUCCAGAAUUCGGCGGAACUGGGUAAAGUUACUAAAGGAGGCGAUCCAGAACAACCCACACCAAUCAGACAGCGGCAGUGAGAAAGAGAACCCCCUCUCCCAGAGACCGUCGUCAUGCCAACCCCCUGCUCGGUUCACCUGUAAGGAUUCUGGCUAUGAACCUGCCACAUCCAUCUCUACCACCACCACAGCUGCAAACCAGGCCGAGCGUCGCCACCAAACAGCCGACGGAGAUCCGGGUGUAGACUUAUCUCCAGCCAGUCAUAGAGGAGAAGGGGAGGGCUGGGACCGUGAGCAGGCAAAGCGACUGGAGGAAAGGAACAAGUGGUUUGAGAAGGACAUCCUAUUUAGUGAGAUGGGCAGCAGGUGGGACUCCAUGGAGCUGAAAAAGGGGAGUGUACCCGUGCCUGUUAUUGAAACCAUGGACUUUGAGGUCAACAGAAAGUGGACAGAAUUUGAGACGAUGUCAUUCAGGGACAUGAGCGCGCAGUCUCUCAUUGGAGCCCAGGUUUAUCAGUCAAGUACCCAGCAGGUGUCAGAGUCUCCAGUUAGUCCCCAGACUUUUCACUCAAGCCCCGAAGAGGCCGACCAUGCUGUCACCGGUUCACGCACCAGUAUAGUGAGCUCAAAGGAGGCUCCUCCAUCCAUAAAUAGUGCCUAUACCAUUCAAACUAAUACAGCUGAGGCUCUUCAAAAGGAGGCCGUCUCUCUCCGAAAGCAGGUGGAAAGCAUUAAGAGGGAGCGUGCAGCCAUGGGCAUAGAGGUGGACAGUCCCUGUGGCCCCGGGGCCCCCUGUAGGGCCAAACUAGAAGCCAUGGAAGUGGCCCAUAGGAAAGCACUGCAGGAGCUGCAGGAAAAACAUGCGAGGGAGGUGAAGGAGCUGCAGGAGGAGAGAGACAGGAUGGUGCAGGAGGAGAGCCAGGCAGCUGCUAAAGCUAUGGAGGCACUGAGAGCAGCUCACAGAGGGGAGCUGGAGAGACAGCUGGAGAAGGCCACGAGGUCGUCUGGAGGAGCAGCACACGUGGAUUCUUCAUAUAGAGGACACAUGCCCCAGGCGGACGUCUUGCACAGUGAGUUAGAUAUGCUGUCAGAUCGCUACUCUCAGAAGUGCCUGGAGCUGAGUCACACCGAGCAGAGCAGCAAGAGCCAAGAGACUGAGCUCAGCCGCAAGGAGAAAGAGCUGGAGCAGCUCCGAAGAGAGAACAAGGAGCUUAAGGCCAAGCUGGCGGAAGAGAUCAGUCGUAUGCGUUAUUUCAUCACAGGUCAGAGGUCGGAUGUGGUAUCCUGUAGCAACACGGAGUGCACUGCUUCAGAACUAGAGACACUGCUAAGAGCAAAAGAAAAUGAGGUACAAUAUCUUAAAAAAGAAAUCAGCUGUCUACAGAAUGAAGUGCAAUCUCUUACUAAGGAGAAAGACGCAGCUUACGAGCGUUAUAAAGAGGCCUAUGUAGAGCUGAGUGACACGAGGGGUCGUAGCCAGUUGGAGAUGGGUUCCCUCAACGAACAUUUAAGACUGGCCAACGCUGCACUUCAGGAGGGAGCACGACACACCUGACCAAUGAAGACAACCCUUUGAAAGUUACUUGAAACAACAAACACCAAGCAAGCCAAUAUCAAAAAACUGCUAAAUAAAACACCAUUAUUACUUUACAAUAAUAAUAAUAAUAUGUGUUGUCGUGACUGGAUAUGUCUUGGAAGAGUCAGUAUAAAAACUAUGGCAACUAUUGACUGUUAAGAUUAAAAAACAACAAGUGUUUUCCACAUGUAA